AUGAGGGUUCUCCCUCUUUUGCCCUUUUUCCUCAUUCCUGUGAUUCUGGCAACCACUAUCACAGAUCUUCCGGAACUCGUUGUGGUCACUGUUGCAACUGAAAAUACGGAUGGUUUGAAGAGAUUGCUGGAAUCCGCCAAGGCAUUUGAUAUCAAAAUUGAAGUUUUGGCACUUGGAGAGAAAUGGAAUGGAGGUGACACUAGAGUUGAACAGGGUGGAGGUCAAAAGAUCCGAAUCUUGUCAGAAUGGAUUGAGAAAUACAAGGAUGCUUCUGACACAAUGAUCAUGUUUGUUGAUGCAUAUGAUGUGGUUUUCAAUGCUGACGCCACUACAAUUCUCCGUAAAUUCUUCGAACACUACUCAGAAAAACGACUUCUUUUUGGAGCUGAACCUUUCUGUUGGCCAGAUCAAACUUUGGCGCCAGAUUAUCCAAUCGUAGAAUUUGGAAAACGAUUCUUGAAUUCUGGUUUAUUCAUGGGUUACGGACCAGAGGUCUAUAAGAUUUUGAAGUUGAAACCAGUAGAGGAUAAGGAUGACGAUCAAUUGUACUACACUAUGAUUUAUUUGGAUGACAAGUUGAGAAAAGAACUAAAAAUGGACCUUGAUUCGAUGUCGAAAAUCUUCCAAAACCUUAACGGAGUCAUUGAAGACGUCGAGCUGCAAUUCAAGGAUGAUGGAACUCCAGAGGCAUACAACGCAGCGUAUAACACUAAACCAUUGAUCAUUCACGGCAAUGGACCGAGUAAAUCUCAUCUGAAUUACCUUGGAAACUAUCUUGGAAACCGAUGGAAUUCCGAGCUUGGAUGCAGAAAUUGUGGACAAGAAGAAGAAAAAGAGACGGCGGAUGACGACCUUCCAGUGAUCGCAUUGAAUCUUUUCAUCUCAAAACCAAUUCCAUUCAUCGAAGAAGUGCUUCAGAAAGUUUCUGAAUUUGACUAUCCGAAGAACAAGAUUGCUUUGUAUAUUUAUAAUAAUCAGCCAUUCUCCAUCAAGAAUAUUCAAGAUUUCUUGAAAGAACAUGGAAAAUCGUAUUAUACCAAGAGAGUUAUCAAUGGAGUCACAGAGAUUGGAGAACGAGAAGCGAGAAAUGAAGCAAUUGAAUGGGACAAACAACGAAACGUUGAGUACGGUUUCUUCAUGGAUGCUGAUGCAUAUUUCACUGAUUCGAAGAUUGUCAAGGAUCUCGUUCAUCACUCUAAAACUUAUGAUGUAGGAAUAAUCGCUCCAAUGGUCGGCCAACCUGGAAAGCUUUUCACCAAUUUCUGGGGAGCAAUCGCAGCAAAUGGAUACUACGCAAGAAGUGAAGAUUAUAUGGCAAUUGUCAAGGGAAAUCGAGUUGGAUAUUGGAAUGUCCCAUUCAUCACCUCUGCUGUCCUUCUCAAUAAGGAAAAACUAAUAGCAAUGAAAGACUCGUUCAGCUAUAACAAGAACCUGGAUCCUGAUAUGUCAAUGUGUCAAUUUGCUAGAGAUCACGGUCACUUUAUGUACAUCGACAAUGAGAAAUCAUAUGGAUACUUGAUUGUCAGUGAUGAGUUCUCUGAAACUGUUACUCAAGGAAAAUGGCAUCCGGAGAUGUGGCAAAUCUUUGAGAAUCGAGAACUCUGGGAAGCCCGUUAUAUUCAUCCGGGAUACCAUAAAAUCAUGGAACCAGAUCACAUAGUUGAUCAAGCAUGUCCAGAUGUCUAUGAUUAUCCAUUGAUGUCUGAAAGAUUCUGUGCGGAAUUGAUUGAAGAAAUGGAAGGAUUCGGUAGAUGGAGUGAUGGUUCCAAUAAUGACAAAAGACUUGCCGGAGGGUAUGAAAACGUGCCAACCCGUGAUAUUCAUAUGAAUCAAGUUGGAUUCGAAAGACAAUGGUUGUACUUUUUGGACACUUAUGUCAGACCGGUUCAAGAAAAAACGUUCAUUGGAUAUUACCAUCAACCAGUCGAGUCCAACAUGAUGUUCGUCGUUCGUUACAAGCCAGAAGAGCAAGCUUCCCUUCGCCCGCAUCACGAUGCCAGUACUUUCAGUAUUGAUAUUGCAUUGAAUAAGAAAGGAAGAGAUUAUGAGGGCGGAGGAGUGAGAUACAUUCGUUAUAACUGUACAGUUCAGGCUGAUGAAGUUGGUUAUGCUAUGAUGUUCCCCGGAAGAUUGACACAUAUGCAUGAGGGUCUGGCUACCACGAAAGGUACCAGAUACAUCAUGGUGUCAUUUAUUAACCCAUAA
Caenorhabditis remanei is the source of this 2205-nucleotide messenger RNA. RefSeq lists its product as uncharacterized. Gene Ontology annotation, molecular function: procollagen-lysine 5-dioxygenase activity; L-ascorbic acid binding; iron ion binding. Lineage: Eukaryota; Metazoa; Nematoda; Chromadorea; Rhabditida; Rhabditidae. Bases 1 to 2205 code for a protein of 734 amino acids. The transcript has 7 exons. Gene Ontology annotation, cellular component: endoplasmic reticulum. The record is from RefSeq and is a predicted model, not a curated record. Gene Ontology annotation, biological process: peptidyl-lysine hydroxylation.